AUGAUUAAAAAAAACAAAUACGUAGAAUUAAUAUAUACUUUACGAUGCAAGUUAAAUGCCAAUUAACUUGAAGCGAAAAAUUUAUUCAAGGCCUUUUUAAAUUAUAUAUAAGUAAUAUUGGUCAAAUUUAAGAAAUCAAUUUUGAAGAGGUUAGUUUUUAAUUAUGGUAUAAACCUAAACUGAAUUUUAGGUUUACUUAGGAAAUCUUCAAAUUCACAAAUGCCAGGUGGUACCAUGACAUUAGUAUGACUGGAUAAAUUUUCCUAGCUAGUACGGCCGGAAUAUGGAUGCAGGGUUUUCCUAUAGUACGGCCGGAAUAGGAAUGA
This is a messenger RNA of Paramecium octaurelia, 326 nucleotides long. The record is from the annotation of a GenBank genome assembly. NCBI's taxonomy places the organism in Eukaryota, Ciliophora, Oligohymenophorea, Peniculida, Parameciidae.